Molecule: messenger RNA, 2114 nt
Organism: Rosa chinensis
Lineage: Eukaryota; Viridiplantae; Streptophyta; Magnoliopsida; Rosales; Rosaceae
Exons: 4
Coding region: 862-1890 (342 amino acids)
Source: RefSeq, a predicted model, not a curated record
UAAUAGUCAUUUCUACUAGUUGUUAGCUAGUUUAUUUGUUUUCAGGGUUCCAGUUAACCGGAAAAAUAGAAGUCAGUUUCUGUAUUUUCUUGUUGAUGAGCUUCAGUCUUUGGUUUCGGUUUUUGUGUGAUUAUAUAUGGAAUACGUAAUCGAUUAUUUUGCUAUGUUGAUGGAUUUCAUUUCAAUUUAGGUUUUAGCUUUUCGUGUAAGGGUUUCUGUUAGUUUUGAGGUAUAAAUUUGAUUGUCGGGAUAAUAUUGGGGUCAUGGCUGCGACUUUGACGUCUGGGAUUCAUUGAAACAAAGCUUUCUCAGAUGAGGUUUACUACAAAACGGCAAAUUUUCAUUUUGAAAGUAUGCAAGAGUCUUCCAGGCUGAUAUCUGGGCCUAUUUGUUUCUAAUUUUACUAGAAUUGAUGAAUCGGAACCAUAGAAAUAAAAUGUGCAAAGAUGUAUGGGCAACUUUUAUGAUGUAAGAGAUGCUCCAUGUACAGGGCCGGCCCUGAGCCUAGGCGAACCAGGCUCAGAUUUUAGGGGCCUCAAACCAAAUUUAUGUAGGCCUGCAGAUAUAAAAAAAAAAAAAAAAAAAAAGGACAUCGUGUUCUUUGUUUGUCCCUCUCCUCCUCUCUCAGUUUGUUCCUCUCCGCCUUGGAGUGUUCUCGGUUUCUCCCUCUCGGUCCAGAACUCCAGAUCAGUGCGAGAAGUUCUGGAAUGAAGCUAAAAAUCUGAAUCCGAUCUCCAUUUCUCCCUUUCCUCGAUUCCAUUCCUCCCGUUUUACUUCAGAUGUGCCUUUUGGUAUAUUGUUGAUUUAGCAUCCUUGGAUGAUUAAGAUUUUUUUCCAGCAGACACCAAACUAGCUCUUAAAAUGAAACCAAAAACUACUGGUGUGCCUAGAUCUCAGAAGUCGAAACCUUUUCAGGGUGAUGGACCUAAUUGGGUUCUUAUUGCCGGCGGUGCCUUAUUAAGUACGUUAUCGAUACGUCUUGGCUACAAACUGAAGCAAGCACUUGACAUAAAACAGCAGGAGAAUGCUAGUAAUGGAAGUGGAAAAUCCUCUGACAGAAGGAUGCCUGCAGGUUGCCACAUGCACUCAAAUGUUUAUUCCUUUACACAACAAGAUGAUGGCAGUUGCUUUAAUUGCAUUUCAGGAACUGAGAGCAUGAUGGAGAUGAAGUGCCUGCCUAAUGGCCAGAUGCUGACUGAAUCUGAUGGAACCUUGCCUUUGGUGACGGUUCCAGCCCCUCAAUUUAACAAGGAGAAUGGCAUCAUCUGGGCAUCUUCUCCUGAUCGCCUUGAGAUGCCUCCAAAGCCCUUCCUACACCAUUCAAAUUGCUCAGAUUCUCCAUGUGUUUCAGACUCUGGCUCUGACAUCUUCAGUAAGCGGGAAGUAAUACAAAAACUUAGGCAACAAUUGAAGAGAAGAGAUGACAUGAUCCUAGAGAUGCAGGAUCAGAUUGUAGAGUUGCAGAAUUCACUGAAUGCUCAGCUGUCACAUUCUGCCCAUUUGCAAUCACAGCUUGAUGCAGCAAAUAGGGACUUUUUUGAUUCUGAGAGAGAAAUCCAAAGGCUUAGGAAGGCGAUUGCAGAUCAUUGUGUGGGACAUGUGAGCUCCAACGACAAACUAGCCCCGGCAACUAUAUGGCAAUCUGAAGUAAGAAACGGUCAUGGAAAUGGGUGUCUUGAUGGGGAAAACAAUCUUGAUGCCUCAGAAAAAGGAAGAGGGGGGGAUGGAGGGAGGGUUGAAAUGCUGAGGAGGGAAGUAGGAGAAUUGAAGGAAGUGAUAGAUGGAAAGGAGUACUUGCUGCAGAACUACAAGGAGCAGAAAGCAGAGCUCUCACUGAAAAUCAAAGAGUUGCAGCAGAGACUAGAUUCUCAACUUCCCAAUAUUUUGUAGGCACUUAUAGUUGUGUAUUCUUGCUCAUUUUCUUUGGUUUGAGGUCUCCAGCUCAGAAGCUUCUUUUUCCUCCUUUCUCUCCUCACCGUACCUAGUUUAGCUUAAUUCUUUGAUGUGCUUGUAUGCAACUUGGUAAUGAAUGAGAGGGGGUUUGGACAGGCAGAAGCUUGCACAUGGUCGCGGGUUGCUUUUGUGAUUUGUUUUGUUUGUUUUUUCUUUCAUUU